This is a messenger RNA of Bactrocera dorsalis (oriental fruit fly), 1438 nucleotides long. RefSeq lists its product as uncharacterized. Gene Ontology annotation, biological process: DNA integration. Bases 421 to 1146 code for a protein of 241 amino acids. Gene Ontology annotation, molecular function: nucleic acid binding. The record is from RefSeq and is a predicted model, not a curated record. NCBI's taxonomy places the organism in Eukaryota, Metazoa, Arthropoda, Insecta, Diptera, Tephritidae. The transcript has 2 exons.
UGUGCUGUUAUAAAAAAAAAAAAAGAAGUGCCGCUAGUACCGUUGACCAAAGUGCUAAAAAAAAAAAAAAAAUCCGAAGUUGCUGUUCGGUGCAACAAAGUAAAGAACAUUAUACUGAUUCCGCAUGGGUCUGCGUCAACAUCGUCAUCAUCGCUGCUGCUGCGUCAACGCUAACAUUCGCUGCGCUGCUACGUCAACUUUAACAUCGACGGUACAUCCACUGCGUCAACAUCGUCACCAUCGCUGCUGCUGCGUCAACGCUAACAUUCGCUCUGCUGCUACAUCAACUUUAACAUCGACGGUACACACACUGCUGCUGACACUUCGUGGGAAUGAGCUGCAAUUGCAUCGUUUGCAAAAGGGAAGUGAACGCAGGCAAACCGCCGACGCAUUCACAACAGGUUCAUUGGUCGCCGAGGGAUGCCACAGACGAUAUACAGCGACAACGCAACCAACUUCGUCGGCGCCGAUCGCAAGUUGCGCGAACUCAAAGAGGCAUUUCUGUCCCAGUCUCCGCAAAUAAUGGAAUUAGCCGCCGAAGAAGGGUUCAAAUUCGCCUUUAUACCACCGAGGGCGCCGCACUUCGGCGGGUUAUGGGAGGCGGCAGUGAAGUCCGCCAAACACCUCGCCGUGCGCGCAAUGGGCAACGUGCUGCUCACCGCCGAAGAGCUAGGAACACUGCUGGCCGAAGUGGAGGCCAUCCUCAACUCGCGGCCCCUCGCACCGUUGAGCCAGGAUCCCAGCGACGGCGAAGCAUUGACUCCAGCACACCUGCUAAUAGGGUGCUCCCUCCGAGCCUUACCACCGGCGCAAGUGUCAACGGACCCAAUUCGCUAUUGCGAGAGAUGGCAACUUGUUUGCUGUCUCAAGCAACAGUUUUGGCGACAAUGGUCCAAAACGUACAUUACCAGUCUUCAGGAGCGCAACAAAUGGCUGCACCCGAAACGCAACCUGCAGCCCGGCGAUCUCGUCCUCGUCCACGAAGACAACACGCCACCGCAGCAGUGGGCACUAGGACGAAUCGCCGCAACCGUAGAAGGACGAGAAGGAAAGGUGCGAGUGGCAGACGUGGCAACCAAGGCAGGCACCAUUAAGCGCCCUAUUCACAAGCUAGCCCUGCUGCCUAUCGAAGUUGAAGGAUCAUAAUCCUGUCAAGGUGGCCGGUGUUGCGUCAAGCGACUCUAUACGUCUAAAAAUAAUGGUUUAAAAAGAAAUUUGUAAAAUUAAUUAAAGAAUCUAUGAAUAUUAUUAAAUGUUGUUUUUAUAUCAUGUAAAUACUUACCAUUUUUAUAUUAACAAAAAAGAGCAUCUAUUACCAAUGUAUUAGAAGACUCUAUUACCGUGAAUUAUAAGAUUGCUGAAUUAUAUCUACCUAUACUUACCCCUCUCUUAUAUGUAUAUACCUACCUCUAGAUUAAGCCGUUAGGUUAAUUUUUAA